This is a messenger RNA of Cordyceps militaris CM01, 3843 nucleotides long. RefSeq names its product 5-oxoprolinase. NCBI's taxonomy places the organism in Eukaryota, Fungi, Ascomycota, Sordariomycetes, Hypocreales, Cordycipitaceae. Gene Ontology annotation, cellular component: cytosol. Gene Ontology annotation, molecular function: 5-oxoprolinase (ATP-hydrolyzing) activity. Gene Ontology annotation, biological process: glutathione metabolic process. The coding region runs from base 1 to 3843 and encodes 1280 amino acids. The transcript has a single exon. The record is from RefSeq and is a predicted model, not a curated record.
AUGACCAUCAACCCUCUAGGCAUCCGUGUCUCCAUCGACCGCGGGGGCACCUUUACGGAUGUCCAUGCGUCCAUCCCAGGACGCGACGAUAUUAUUCUCAAGCUUCUUUCAGUCGAUCCUGCAAAUUACCAAGAUGCGCCGACAGAGGGCAUCCGGCGGAUCCUUGAACUGGCCACCGGCUUGGUUCUACCCAGAGGCGAGCCCCUGGACCUCUUCCACUUUGAAUCCAUCCGAAUGGGCACCACAGUCGCUACCAACGCCUUGCUCGAGCGUAAAGGAGAGCGCGUCGCACUCGUCACGACCAAAGGCUUCCGCGACCUCCUCGCCAUAGGCAACCAGUCCCGUCCGAAUAUUUUUGACUUGUCCAUCUCGCGGCCAGAUGUGCUGUUUGAGACCGUCAUCGAAGUCGAUGAGCGCGUUACCAUGGAGGAUUACACAGAGAACCCGGAGCCUAGCCCUACCCGAACAAUGGUUGACGGCACCGACCCGGAACUGGUUUCCGCCAUCACAGGAGAGACCGUUCGCAUUCUCCAAAAACUUGACUUGUCGACGGUGGAAUCCCAGCUGCUAGCGCUAAAAUCGCAAGGGUUUCGCUCAGUUGCUGUUGCCUUUCUUCAUUCCUACGCAUAUCCUGACCAUGAGUUGCAAGUCGGUCGUAUCGCUCUCGAGAUGGGCUUCUCGGUGACGCUGUCGGCAGAGGUGCAGUCCAUGAUCAAGAUUGUACCCCGCGGCACGUCGGCGGUAGUAGACGCUUACUUGACACCCAUUAUUCGACAGUACAUUGAUUCCAUUUCUGCCAACUUUCGUGGCGGAUUCUCGUCCGCCGCCACCCGCAUCGAGUUCAUGCAGUCAGAUGGCGGGCUCUCAGACUACCGGAAAUUCAGCGGCCUCAAGGCCAUCUUGUCUGGUCCCGCUGGUGGCGUCGUCGGCUAUGCGCAAACGUCCUGGGACGACGACGAGAGAUGCCCAAUAAUCGGCUUCGACAUGGGCGGCACUUCCACAGAUGUCUCACGCUACGCUGGAUCGUAUGAUCAUGUGUUUGAGACAACGACUGCUGGCGUCAAUAUCCAGUCGCCUCAACUCGAUAUUCACACAGUUGCUGCAGGAGGCGGCUCCAUUCUGAUAUGGAGGAACGGCUUGUUCAAUGUUGGACCUGAGUCUGCCUCGGCGCACCCUGGCCCGGCGUGCUACAGAAAGGGCGGGCCGUUGACAAUUACAGAUGCCAACCUCUUUCUCGGCCGACUGCUGCCGGAGUACUUCCCAAAGGUCUUUGGCCCGAAGGAGAACGAGUCGCUUAACCGCGAGAUUGUGGUUGCCAAAUUUUCCGAGCUUACCAGCAACAUCAACAAAGAGAGAAUCAGCGCUGGCUCAACUCCAUUUUCGCCCGAGGAAGUGGCUCUCGGGUUUCUUAAAGUCGCAAAUGAAGGCAUGGCUGGCCCCAUUCGUGCUUUGACCGAGGCCCGCGGGUAUGACGCCGCAGACCAUCAUCUCGCCUGUUUUGGUGGUGCUGGUGGCCAACACGCGUGUGCCGUGGCCGAGGUGCUCGGAAUCUCGCGCAUCAUCCUGCACAAAUAUUCUUCAAUCUUGUCAGCCUUUGGUAUCUCGUUGGCGGAUGUUGUGCAGGAAAUACAGCGUCCCGCCGCCUUGACAUGGAGUCCAGAUACACAGAGGACCAUUCAAGUAAAGCUUCAGCUACUUGCUGACCAGGCCAAGUAUGAGCUCAUGAAACAAGGUUUUACAGAGACUCAAAUCAUGUUUGAUUCAUACCUCAGCAUGCGAUACGCAGGUUCCAGCAGCUCUCUCAUGAUCUUGAAGGGCGCCGACUGGAACUUUCGACGUGAGUUCGAACAAGAGCAUAUUCGUGGGUUCGGUUUCCACUUUCCUGAGAAGGACAUCAUUAUCGAUGAUUUCAGGAUAAGGGCAAUUGGCAGGAGCCAGUCCAAGAGCUUCAAAACACCCUACAGUCUGCUGAAAGACAUGAGUGGCAACAGCAUUAUUGCGGCAAGCCCUGUUGGGAAGAACACGAUUUAUUUCGAAGGCUCUGGCCAUGUUGACAGUCCAGUUUACGAACUACAAGGCCUAUCCGUGGGAACUCGCAUCGUCGGGCCAGCCAUGGUCAUUGAUAAAACGCAGACUAUCUUGGUCAGUCCGGGUGCCACUGCGACUAUGCUCGAUAAUUAUGUCAUCAUUGACAGAGACGUUGCAUCGGUGACCAAGAAAACAGAGGAGGCGGAGUUUAGCCCUAUUCAGCUUUCUGUGUUUGCUCAUAGAUUCAUGGCCAUUGCUGAGCAAAUGGGUCGCACACUCAGAAAGACGGCGGUAUCUACAAACAUCAAGGAGCGCCUGGACUUUUCGUGUGCAAUUUUUAGUCCUGAUGGAGGUCUGGUCGCAAACGCCCCGCAUGUGCCUGUCCAUUUGGGCUCAAUGCAGUUUGCUGUGCAGUACCAGCACCGCCUCUGGGAAGGCAGGCUGCAAGAAGGAGAUGUGCUUGUUUCGAACCAUCCCUCGUGCGGCGGUACUCAUCUCCCCGACAUCACCGUCAUCACCCCGGUCUUCGAAAAGGGCGUUUUAGCGUUUUACGUCGCGUCGCGCGGACAUCACGCCGACAUUGGAGGUAUACUCCCCGGCUCCAUGCCACCCACCUCGUCUGCCCUCUGGCAAGAAGGCGCGGCGAUUGAAUCGACCAAGCUUGUAAGCGGGGGCCGAUUCAACGAUGAGGAAGUCCGACGCUUGCUUCUCGUAGAGCCUGCCAAGUAUGAGGGCUGCUCGGGGACCCGACGAUUGCAGGACAACAUUUCGGACCUGAAGGCGCAAAUCGCUGCCAAUUCCAAGGGAAUAAAUCUGAUCACUGCGUUGAUUGAAGAGUUUGGACUUCCGUGUGUCCACCGGUAUAUGUAUGCGAUCCAAAAUACGGCCGAAGAAGCUGUUCGUGAGCUUAUGCUUUCAACGCUCGCGAAGCACGGACCCGAGCCUCUCGUCGCCGUCGACUACAUGGACGACGGAACGCCUAUCAAACUCACUGUUACGAUUAACAAGGAUGGAUCUGCCACGUUUGACUUUACAGGCACAGGAAGCCAUGUACUGGGUAAUACGAAUGCCCCGCUCGCUAUCACACACUCGGCCAUCAUUUACUGUUUGCGAAGCCUUGUCUCCUCAUCUAUCCCUUUAAACCAGGGCUGUCUGGCUCCCAUUGACAUCGUCGUACCGCAAGACACAAUUCUGAAGCCUGGGUCUGGUCUCGCCGUUGUGGGUGGGAAUGUCUUGACAUCUCAACGGGUAACUGACGUCGUUCUCAAGGCGUUUCAGGCAUGCGCCGCGAGCCAAGGCUGCUGCAACAACCUCACUUUCGGGACAGGCGGCAAAGACCCCAUCACUGGCGAGCACAAGGAAGGCUUCGGCUACUACGAGACCAUCGCGGGCGGCGCUGGCGCCGGUCCGACAUGGGCUGGCCAGAGCGGUGUCCAUACCCACAUGACCAACACGCGCAUCACUGACCCCGAGGUGUUUGAGAAGCGGUACCCCUGUAUCCUGCGCCGGUUUGAAUUACGACCUGGCUCUGGGGGCAGAGGUAAAUUCCGCGGUGGUGACGGGACGGUGCGAGAGAUUGAGUUCCGCGUUCCCGUGCAGUGUUCGAUCCUGAGCGAACGGCGGUCCAGACAGCCGUAUGGAAUGGAAGGUGGCGAGGGCGGCCAAACGGGUCUCAAUUCUGUACUUCUCACGGACAGAAUGUCGGGCGUCAAACGGUUGGUCAAUCUUGGCGCGAAGGCGACAACGAGGCUUGAGCAACAUGAGAGGGUAAUUAUCCAGUCUCCCGGAGGGGGUGGUUGGGGGAUUGAGUCGUGA